This is a messenger RNA of Habropoda laboriosa, 840 nucleotides long. RefSeq lists its product as uncharacterized. Bases 1 to 840 code for a protein of 279 amino acids. Lineage: Eukaryota; Metazoa; Arthropoda; Insecta; Hymenoptera; Apidae. The record is from RefSeq and is a predicted model, not a curated record. The transcript is spliced from 3 exons.
AUGGAACUUUUAAACGAUCGAGAAGUUGAUGAUACUUCCGUGUUAUGCAAACAUUUUUUACAAAUUUCAUGCAACUGGCAAAUUACAAAUAACAAGCAGUAUUAUGAUGCUUUCACUGUGACAGCUUCGUCUCAAGAAUCUGAAAAAACUAAUUAUGAAGAUAUAGUUUCCUUAAAUACAUGUAUAUCUUUACAACCAACUGAACCUAAUAACGAACCAUGUAUGUUAGAUAUAAAGUUAACUAAUGGUCAGAAAAUCUCCCGGAUUGCAUUAGUUUCUGAAGCUUAUCUAUUAGAAUUUUUCAAAGAAUUUGGGGAAUAUGAAACAACAAUAUAUGCAGAGUUUAUAGAUGAAUUUGAAGACAAUAUUGUUCAUUUUGCAGAAACAGCAAUUAUUCCACAUACCACAGAAGCUAGCAUUAAGUUUACAAAAACAAGACGUAAAAAACCUGUUAUGUGGAUAUAUGGUAUAAGGCUUUAUUUAACAGAGCCAAGUAACGAACCCAAAAACUUCUCCACAGAAAUCUUUAACCCUGAGACAAUUCAAACUUUCCUAACUAAGCUUACUUUUAAGAAUGAAGGGAACAAUGUCACAAAUGAUGUUCAUUCAUGUUUUAAAAAUCUUUUGAAUUCAUCAAGAACUAGAAGUACUCAAGAAAAUAAUGAAAAAGAAACAGAGCAGUCUACAAGUGAGAGUAAUGUAUCCAAUAGUGUAGAUAUUGUAAGUUACAUUGAUAAUAAAUUUCAAGACAUGGAGGCAAAACUAAUGAAAAGAAUUGAUGAAAUGGAGCAAAAAACAAAUGAAAAACUGGAUACUAUUUUAAAACAAUUACAAAGUUAA